AUGGCUCCUGGCAAACAACCUCGAUAUGAUAGCUCGCCUUCACCGCGCACGAGAGGAACUUUCCGCGCGAAUAAUAACGAUAAUGGGACUGACAUAUGGGGCAACAGAGCGAGGGGAGGGUCCGGAGAUACCUGGAUAAAGAAAAUAAUGGAGGACGAUGAAAACAAUGGGGAAGAUGCGAGUGUAGAUAUCGAGGGUGUUACAAGAGAUAUUGGGAAGAUGAGAGAGGAGGAAGCUAAUGGGACGGGUAGGGGAUGGGAUACAGAGCUUGAGUUUACGGCUCGAAGUGUUGAUAUUAAUCGUAGUCCACGACUGAAAACGAAUGGUAUACCAAGCAGGAUAGAGGAAAUUAUGGAGCAGGAGAGGAGUUUUGUUGAAGAUGACGAGGAAGAGGAACAUGGAGAGGCAAAUUAUGUGAAGGUUCAAGAGAGGCCAGCGAGGAGAGGAAAGUCCGUUGAUAAUCCUGAAAGUCGUAAUUUUUCGCGGCCAGUACAGGAUGAGAAUUCAAAAAAGGAGACAAUUCAAGCAAAAUCAGAGGAACGGAGAGAGCGUGUGCGGAGAGAAUUGGAAAAACGGCGUGCGGAACGGAGACCAAUUACUUCGUACGAGAGUGAAGAUAAUAAGAUUCCCCAAGACAGGCAGGAAGGAGCACUGCGGAAUAGGUUGCCCCGGGAACAAAGAUCAAAAAGCGGCGACUUCUCGAAAAGCAAUUCAUUCCAUGUCGACAAUCAUGUACGCAGUAUCCGUAAUGACAAAGAAAAUGUUAUGCCGCAGGAAGAGAGACCAUUAUCCCGACUAGAAAGAAGGUUCCAAGGGGAAGAUGGCUUGAAAUCACUACAGAGGGCCCGUGAAAGCAGAUCAAGGACCGAUUACGACCAGAAGGUUCCAGAGAAUACCGAACCACAGACGAAUCAUGAAUCCAACGGUAGAGUUCUAGAAAAUGCUGAACCACGGCCAAGGGCUGAAUAUAGCCGCAGAGCACUAGGAAAUUUUGAGCCACGAUCUUUGGAACGUUUUAGAGCCAACGACAAAACUGAUAAGAUGCACGAAAAAACAAUACUUGAUGAAGGAGAUGGAUUACAUGGAACGCCUAUUACAGUAUUUCCAGAAAAUGAGGCACGUCCAAAUUCAACGACUUCUAAACAAGAAGAUUCCCUUCAGAUCUUAAGGAAUCUCUCUAAAGCCAUUACGGGUACAAGUGGAAGCGGGAGAAAUAGUUCCGAUAAAUUAGAUAAUGAUCUUGAAACUCCGGUAUCAUCAGAAAGAUCUCCCUACGAGCUUGAACAGGUCUCUGGGAGGCUUCCAGACUCUGCACCCACCCCACCUCCAUCAGCGCCUAUCAACCCCCUCCUAUUGCCCACCCCCAAAGUCACAGGUGGGUGGAUCGAAACCCCUGCACCACCGCGAAUGCGCACCAACGGUAGAACACCCAAAGAACAACCUCAGAUCAAAGAGGAACCUUCCUCGCCCCGCAGCCACAGUGAGCCUUCCAAGCCUUCCCAGUCACAGUCGCGAUCCCGUCCAACUCCAAUAAACAGUGCCCCUACCAUCUCCGCCGCUGCCGACCUCCAACGUAUAGAAAAAGAAGCUCGAGUCGACGAUUCCACUACAAUCGAUCGAGACUUCUCCCUAUUUUUGAAAAAUCAAGCUACGUCUCCAAAUUCUGAAACCGUAGAAAUCAAUCUCGAUUUCGAUGAAAAUGGUCAACCACUUUCUCACGAAGAGAAAGAAAAAAAGCUGGAGGAACUUGCGUUCCUUCGUAUGAAUCGGAGUUUAAAACACACUACGAGUAGUAUACGAGAUGCGAGACAUGGCAUUGAAAGACUGGAACAGCAAGUCUCUUCAUCAGGUCCACGUUCGCACUCACCCAAAGAACUCGGCCUCCCAUCCCCCAAAACAUCAUCUCGUCCCUUUUUCCUAGAUGCUCCUUUAAACCCUGCCUUGAACCCGAAUGUUCACUACCUCAUGAUACCCCUUCCCCGCCUCCGUCGCCCUGGAACUAGAAAUUUUACCUGGUUCGGAUUACUAUUUACCAUCUUCGUAACGUGGUUUGUAGCUGAAUGGGCUAUGUGUGAAACGUAUUGUCAUCCCAAAUACUCGAAUAAAGAUGUUUGGCACCCUUCCGAUCCGUUUUGGCCUUGGGCUAUUCCUACCAAAAUGGAUCAGUGGACGGGGAAGGUUGUCAGUAGGGGCAUAGGAGAUGCGUGGGAUUGGUGGGAGGGGUAUGAUGAGGAGAUCAGGAUUUGGAAGGAGAAGAUGAAGAGGGAAGGAGUGACGACACCUAAAGUUGUGGGGCUGGGAGAUGAUGAGGUGGUAGACGAAGUUGUGGAAAAUCACGGUAAAGAUGAUGGAAGGAAAGGAGGAAGCAGCUGGUGGAGCUGGGAUAAUGAUGAGAUUUUGUAG
Botrytis byssoidea is the source of this 2403-nucleotide messenger RNA. RefSeq lists its product as uncharacterized. The record is from RefSeq and is a predicted model, not a curated record. The transcript has a single exon. Lineage: Eukaryota; Fungi; Ascomycota; Leotiomycetes; Helotiales; Sclerotiniaceae. The coding region runs from base 1 to 2403 and encodes 800 amino acids.